Messenger RNA from Syngnathus typhle (broad-nosed pipefish), 2588 nucleotides. RefSeq names its product aquaporin-9-like. The record is from RefSeq and is a predicted model, not a curated record. Lineage: Eukaryota; Metazoa; Chordata; Actinopteri; Syngnathiformes; Syngnathidae. Gene Ontology annotation, biological process: glycerol transmembrane transport; water transport. The coding region runs from base 61 to 957 and encodes 298 amino acids. Gene Ontology annotation, cellular component: plasma membrane; basolateral plasma membrane. Gene Ontology annotation, molecular function: urea transmembrane transporter activity; water channel activity; glycerol channel activity. The transcript is spliced from 6 exons.
AGGACGUCGAGGCACUUUUAAUCACAGUCGGCACAGCAAAACAUUUAAAGAAGAGAAGCCAUGAGGAAACACUGUGCGAUCAAACAUGGAAUACUUAAGGAAUUCCUGGCAGAAUUCCUUGGGACCUUUGUUUUGGUUUUGUUUGGUUGCGGCUCAGUUGCCCAGACAGUCCUCAGUCGAAACUCUUUGGGUGAGCCGCUCACCGUACACAUCGGCUUCUCUGUAGGACUGAUGAUGGCCGUUUACGUGGCCGGUGGAGUAUCAGGAGGCCACGUAAACCCUGCCGUGUCUCUGGCCAUGGUGAUCCUCGGCAAACUCAAGAUCUGGAAGUUUCCUUUCUAUGUCAUUGCUCAGUUUCUUGGUGCAUUUGCUGGAGCUGCUGCUGUAUUUGGAUUAUACUACGAUGCGUUCAUGGACUUCACCAGCGGGAUUUUGUCGGUGACAGGAAUCAAUGCCACCGGUCACAUUUUCGCAUCUUACCCAGCGAGACACCUCUCGAUUCUUGGCGGAUUCAUUGAUCAGGUGGUGGGAACUGGCAUGCUGGUUCUUUGCAUUCUGGCCAUCCUUGAUGGAGGAAACAUUGGUGCUCCUAAAGGUGUGGAGCCACUGGCCAUUGGGCUGAUCAUCAUGGCCAUUGGGGUAUCCAUGGGACUGAACUGUGGUUACCCCUUGAAUCCUGCCAGGGACCUUGGGCCCAGACUGUUCACAGCUGUGGCCGGAUGGGGCAUGGAGGUCUUCAGCACGGCAGGCUACUGGUGGUGGAUCCCAGUAGCUGGGCCUAUGGUAGGAGCUGUGGUCGCGGCCGUCCUGUACUACCUGCUCGUCGAGCUUCACCACCCCCGCGUGGAAGCCGAGAAGCCUCAUGAGGAGGAGGGUGAGGAGGACGAGGAGGAGGAAGAUGAGGAGGAUGAGGACUGCAGUCUAAAGGACAAAUAUGAGAUGAUCACUAUGAGUUAAAAAGAGUAUUUCCUCCUGUCUCACUUCUACAGAGAUAAUUCUUUAAUCUGCUCGUGUUUAAACGUGACCUCAUUAAAAAGUAAUGACCAUUUUGAAUUGAUGAGUUGUAAAUAUUGUAUUCUAGUAGAUAUGGCAAGCAUAAUAAUCUCCUCCAUCCCCUUCAUAUUUGCUCCUGUUGGUGUGCUUUUUUUAAACUUUGUUUUUUGUGUGUAUUAUGUUGUUAAGCAAACCAGAUUUAUUCCUGUUGCUUAUUUAAAUUAAAAUGUCGUUUAUUUAAAAAAAAAUAUAUAUUUUACAUCUAAUGGGGGGGUUAUAUCCCACACCAGUUGCACGAGAAUUGAAGUCAAUAAUAUAGAAAUCCCUGCAAUACUUCCUAGGAAGGUUUUUAUAAUACAAUAUAUAUAAAUUAGUAUGGGUAUGUGGGCAGCAGCAGCUUGAGGGUGCAGAUUGAAAAUCGAUGCAGGCCACAUUCCAUUGCUUGUGCAAAUGAUGUCAAGGCCUGGCACACUCUCCUUUCCUGGUUGAUCAUUACAUAACAUAAAGAUGUUCAUGGAGAAUAUAAAUACAUGUCCACCACAGUUCCAGGAAAGGUGGGUUCAAUUCCGUCUCCACACCUUCCUGUGUGGAGUUUGCAUGUCCUGCUUGGGUUUCCUCACACUACCAGUUAAUACAACGUUUAUCAUUGUGGCUGCUGCUUUGUUUUUGCUUAGAUAAUAAAACCCUAGAAAAAAAAAAGUGAUUAUCUACAGAGAGAGCAUCUGACAGUAAACAGUGGUCUAUUUUAUUGAAUGAGCUGUUUAAUUAAUGCAUUUCAAGUACUCCAAAAAUUACAUCUCUUUACACAAUACAAUUGAAUUUUUGUUUUGUUUUUUAGUAAAAAUGUUCAAAGUUAACAAAAAUUUCCAAUACUGUAUAAAACACAGUGAACAUUAAAAUCAGACAGUAGUAUUACUUUUUAAUCGUGUGUUCUUUUGGCCUACAUCACCUACAACAUUUCAAAAUUAAUUUGGACAUUGCAGUGCACGUUUAUCUAAAACUUUUUUUUUUCCCCAAAUCAAGACUACGAAAUGAAAAGAAAAGAAAUUUACAGGCAUUAUUCUUCUGCUCUUCUAGCCAAACCAUGCCACAGGAUAACAAAGACUAAAAUGAGAAUGUCACAUUAAAUCCAUCACACUCAAUUGUUUUUAUAUCAUUGAUGACAGUGGAGAAAAAGUAUCAUAAACAAACUCCAGUUGAACUAGCACAUACAAAAACAUAAAUAACUUAAAAGAGAUUUUGUCACAUAUGAACAUCUUUGAAUUGGAAUAAAAUAUUUUUUUUUUGUAAAGAAAUCAGCAGAUGUAGCAAAAUGUAAUUUUUUCAAUGAAAUGCAAAUUUUCAAAGUACUGUACAAGUUUACAUGUUAGAUUCUGGAGCCAAGAAUGACUUUUUUUCUUUUUUAAAUCCACUUUUUUGUUGUACAGACAUAAGCCUGAUUCAUCAUCAUGUGACAGACAUCAACUGUGACACUUUUCCUCAUCCCAUCCGCAGCAAAACGUAGGAUUAUCCCAACCCUCAGGACAGUGUUGUAAGACAUUACUUGUGAUUUGAACUGCAUGCACUCAAAACAGAAUUAAGAAACUCAAUUCAGA